CACCACGCUUGCCACCUCUUUUCAGCCAUACAUAUUUGCUAUAUCAACACCACUACUCCGGACUAGGAUUGGGACGCAAGAACAUGGCUCCUUCUUCAAGUACGCAACCGCUUUAUCACAAGGACGAGAAAGUACUGUGCUUCCACCACGAUUUGCUAUACGAAGCGAAGGUACUCGAGUCGAAAGUUAAGGACCCAAGCGACAAGAAGGAUGGCUUUAUGUACCGUGUGCACUACAAGGGCUGGAAGAACACAUGGGAUGACUGGGUCCCGCAAGAACGUCUUCGAAAGUUCACGGAUGAAAACAAGGAUCUAGCCUCGAAUCUACGCAAGGACAUGGAAGCUCAGCGAAGAGCGCAAACCGGCAAGCCAGCUUCUAUCUCUACCAAGAAGCGACCGUACGGCUCAGACCUGACAGGCUCGUCCGCGAGAGGUAGCGAGGACCGCAGCUCUGCGGUGCCGCAACCAUCGAGAGGCACUAAGCGUGGUAGGGAAAUUGAAGGGAUCGACAAGGAAGAAGACUUUGUCCGACGACCCGCUGUCCGCCUCUUCAUGCCAGACACACUGAAGUCAAUACUCGUUGAUGACUGGGAGAAAGUGACCAAAGAGCAGAAGCUAGCACCAGUACCAUCACCGACGCCGAUCACGCAAUUCCUGAACGAGUACGAGCGCUACGCUAUGAAUCAACCGCACAUCAAGCCGAACUCUGCAGAUGCAGACAUUCUGGAGGAGGUCAUCGCGGGCGUGAAAGAGUACUUCAACAAGUCAUUAGGCCGCAUUCUCCUCUAUCGAUUCGAGCGCCAGCAAUUCUACCAGACGCACAAGUUGCUUGAAGCAGGCCACGGAGAUUACGAGGGGAAGUCGUUAGUUGACAUGUACGGCUGCGAGCAUCUGCUGAGGCUAUUUGUUAGCAUGCCGGAUCUGCUCGCGCAUACAAACAUGGACGCGCAGUCGGUGAGUAGAUUGCGGGAGGAGCUGACACGUAUGACAUCGUAUCUGUCAAAGCAUCUGGAGCGCUACCUGUCGAAUGAAUACGAGCAUGCUGGGCAGGACUAUCUUGACCGAGCGAAGAACGGCACGUAGGUAGCAACUGGACGUUCAAUAUAGCGUUGGCGCGUGUGGCAGCAUAAGCGUUGGGUAUCAGUCUGAGCGGCUGGCAGGAUUUGAAUGCUAGAAGUUUUGAGCUUGUCAUUGCACAAUUCGGCCUAUCUGCCCGAGAUCUCUGUAACGGAGAUGAUUAAUGGCCAAAUCUCCAAUGAGUCGUAUCUUUGCUGCAGUUCAGACACCUGGCCUGCUUCUAGUGUUCGCACGUAGAGAGAACAUGCCUCAUCAGGAGCCCACCCUCUU
Baudoinia panamericana UAMH 10762 is the source of this 1346-nucleotide messenger RNA. RefSeq lists its product as uncharacterized. The coding region runs from base 84 to 1082 and encodes 332 amino acids. The record is from RefSeq and is a predicted model, not a curated record. NCBI's taxonomy places the organism in Eukaryota, Fungi, Ascomycota, Dothideomycetes, Mycosphaerellales, Teratosphaeriaceae. Gene Ontology annotation, cellular component: nucleus; Rpd3S complex; NuA4 histone acetyltransferase complex. Gene Ontology annotation, biological process: regulation of DNA-templated transcription; chromatin organization. The transcript has 4 exons.